AUGCUUGAGGACCUCGGUCGCGUGUCGGAGUACGCGUGGGGUGCGAUUGCGCUGGCUUCGUUGUACGAACAGCUGAGUCGUGCAUCCCGCAGGAAGACAGCGCAGAUCGGUGGGUUCACCUCCCUCGUGCUGUCAUGGGCGUAUGAGUACAUAUCCAGCAGCGUCAUUAUCAGGACGGAGGUCCCCGGCUACACACAGGACCAGCCUAGGGCGCAGCGGUGGUCCACGUCUCGGAUCGCGCAUUCCGGACUCGAUGAGAGACGAGUCAUGCUCGAUGAGCUUACAGUGGAUGAUAUCACAUGGACCCCUUUUGAGGACCAUCGAGAUGUUCGACCGCGGGAUCCCAGGGCCCUCUAUUCCGGCUACAUCCGGACACCUUACGGCCGGUCUGUGAGCCGACAUCUACCAGAGCGGGUUAUGCGCCAGUUUGGCUUCAUACAGGACAUCCCUCGACACCCCUCUGAGAUCCAGACGACGGGGUCCCUUGCUGAGACCACAGAUGCUGCCUAUGCUGAGUUUGAGCCGCACCUCCGCCCUCAGGGGAUACCUGCUACAUAUCCGGGAGAGGCGGUGGAGGGUUACAUGAGGUGGUAUAGCAGAGUGUCACAUGUGUUCAUCAUCCCUGAGGAUAGGAGGGAGGAGCUUAGUGUCGUGUCUGCCAUACGUAGGGGUGUGGAGUUGUUGGAGCAGUCCCUGGAGGUGCCAGGUGCUCUUGCUCCAGGGACACAGCCCCGGAUCCUCACGGAGAGGGCGCUCGAUCUCUUUUGA
Molecule: messenger RNA, 768 nt
Organism: Lotus japonicus
Lineage: Eukaryota; Viridiplantae; Streptophyta; Magnoliopsida; Fabales; Fabaceae
Product: protein MAINTENANCE OF MERISTEMS-like
Exons: 2
Coding region: 1-768 (255 amino acids)
Source: RefSeq, a predicted model, not a curated record